This is a messenger RNA of Aureobasidium melanogenum CBS 110374, 864 nucleotides long. RefSeq names its product NAD(P)-binding protein. Gene Ontology annotation, molecular function: oxidoreductase activity, acting on the CH-OH group of donors, NAD or NADP as acceptor. The record is from RefSeq and is a predicted model, not a curated record. The transcript is spliced from 2 exons. Lineage: Eukaryota; Fungi; Ascomycota; Dothideomycetes; Dothideales; Saccotheciaceae. The annotation marks the transcript as partial.
ACAUUGCUCUAUGCUACUACUGCCUUGAACACACGCCUAGGCCACGGAAAAGCCAGAAAGGUUGUCUGGAGCGACCAGAUUGCUGUUGUGACGGGAGGAGCAGGGGGAUUGGGAUGGUUGGUUGCGAGGCUUUUGCAACUCAAAGGUGCAGAAGUGGUGGUGUGGGAUAUCAAAGCUCAUGAAGAGUGGAACGAAGACGAUGACGAUGAGGGAAUCAAGUGGUAUAAAGUUGAUGUGGGCGAUGCCGAGGAAGUGGAUGCCGCUUACAAGAAAGUGCAGAAUGAUCUCGGAACCCCCACAAUCCUCAUCAACAACGCCGGCAUCGUAAACGGAAAACCCCUCCUCUCCCUCUCUUCCGCCCAAAUCUCUCGCUGCUUUUCCAUAAACACGCUUUCCCAUUUCCACGCCUGUCGCUCGUUUCUACCUGGCAUGCUUGCUUCUCCUUCCGGCGGUACAAUCGUCACUGUAUCAUCUGUGCUGGGACAUCUAGGUGCUUCACAUCUCACAGAUUACACAGCUUCCAAAGCCGCACUUCUCGCUUUCCACACCUCUUUACGUGCUGAGAUUAAGCAGAUGGCUGGCAAUAAAACCGACUACCCAGGUGCGGAAAACACAAAGACGAUACUGGUCAAGCCUGGCCAGUUGAGCACGGCAAUGUUUUCGACGCUCAAGUCUCCAUCAGACUUUUUUGGCCCAGUGGUGCAAGCGAAAGAUCUGGCAACAGAGAUUGUGGAGAUGGUUGAGGAUGGUAGAGAUGGUGUUUUGUGCAUGCCGGUAUAUGCGUGGUUGAUUGAGUGGUUGGGUGUGUUGCCUGUGUCGUUACAGAGGGCUGCUAGAUGGAUGAGUGGAGUCGAUGGUGCGAUG